Messenger RNA from Chelmon rostratus (copperband butterflyfish), 1248 nucleotides. It is a transcript of the gene tmtopsb, whose product is annotated as teleost multiple tissue opsin b. Gene Ontology annotation, cellular component: photoreceptor outer segment; membrane. The transcript is spliced from 4 exons. Gene Ontology annotation, molecular function: G protein-coupled receptor activity. NCBI's taxonomy places the organism in Eukaryota, Metazoa, Chordata, Actinopteri, Chaetodontiformes, Chaetodontidae. The record is from RefSeq and is a predicted model, not a curated record. The coding region runs from base 1 to 1248 and encodes 415 amino acids. Gene Ontology annotation, biological process: visual perception; G protein-coupled receptor signaling pathway.
AUGAUCGUUUGCAACGUGAGCCUGAGUUGUGCGCACUGUCCCGGGGGUGGAGCCGGCGGCACGGCGGCGACGGCGACGGACGCGUACGAAGAGGUGUCCGGGUCUCUCCCUCCUCCGAACCUGAGCCCGAAAGGGCACCUGGUGGUGGCGGUGUGCCUCGGCUUCAUCGGCACGCUCGGGUUCCUGAGUAACUUCUUGGUGCUCGCGCUGUUCUGCCGGUACCGGGCUCUGCGCACGCCCAUGAACCUCCUGCUGGUGAGCAUCUCUGCGAGCGACCUGCUGGUCAGCGUGCUGGGGACCCCGUUCAGCUUCGCGGCCAGCACCCAGGGGCGCUGGCUGAUCGGACGCGCUGGGUGCGUCUGGUACGGGUUCGUUAACGCAUGUUUAGGCAUCGUCUCCCUCAUAUCCCUCGCCGUUCUGUCCUAUGAGCGUUACUGCACCAUGAUGGCGCCCACCAUAGCCGACGGCAGAGAGUACCGCCCGGCGCUGGGAGGGAUCUGCUUCUCCUGGCUCUAUUCUGUGGCCUGGACUGUACCUCCGCUGCUGGGCUGGAGCAGAUACGGGCCCGAGGGUCCCGGCACCACCUGCUCGGUGGACUGGAGGACCCAGACGCCAAACAAUAUCUCCUACAUCGUCUGCUUGUUCACCUUCUGCCUGGUCCUGCCGUUCUGCGUGAUCCUCUACUCGUACGGCAAGCUGCUGCACACCAUGAGACAGGUCCGCAGCGUGAGUUCAGUGGUGACCCGCCGCAGAGAGCAGCGAGUGCUGGUGAUGGUCGUCACAAUGGUGGUGUGUUACCUGGUCUGCUGGCUGCCUUACGGAGUGGCAGCCCUGCUCGCGACCUUCGGCCCCCGCGACCUCCUGACCCCGGAGGCGAGCAUCACGCCGUCACUGCUGGCCAAGUUCUCCACCGUCAUCAACCCUUUUAUCUACAUAUUCAUGAACAAACAGUUCUACAGGUGUUUCAGGGCGUUCCUGAGCUGCUCCACCCCCGAGCGAGGCUCCACCUUAAAGACAUUAUCAAGGCCGACCAAGACGCUCCGCACCGUCCGCCGGGAGAAGGAACGCCAUGUGUCGGCUCCCGCGCCCUCCUCCGCCGUGCCCUCGCCCAACUCCAUCCACGAGUCCUCGCAGAGAGCCAGUCACGUGGCUCCAUCUGCGUCCAAUCAAGACUCUGCUGCUUCUAACACCCCUGCCGCCAACAUCCCAAAACCCAAACUGGUCCUAGUGGCUCACUACAGGGAGUAA